This is a messenger RNA of Sclerotinia borealis F-4128, 1065 nucleotides long. The record is from the annotation of a GenBank genome assembly. Lineage: Eukaryota; Fungi; Ascomycota; Leotiomycetes; Helotiales; Sclerotiniaceae.
AUGUCUCAAACUCGGGUUGAAACGAUAACACAGCCAAGGUCCGUAAAAAUUCCUCUAUUCACGCAGGCAUCAGAGACUACUCAUGAGCUGGACUGGGCUGAUCUUGCAACUCUCGAUCUUUCUAGCUUUGAUCAUCCGGGUGGUAAACAAAAUUUUGCGGCGCAGCUUCACAAUGCCGUUGAACAGAUUGGCUUCUUUUAUGCAACCAACUUCGGACUUAGUCAACAGAAAGUUGAUCAUCAAUUUGCUAUUGGGCAAGAAUUCUUCAGCUUGAGUACCGACGAAAAGCUCAAAUAUCGUGCAGACCUCGAGAAUGGUAGAUAUGAUGGAUAUAAGCCACUUGGUCAUCGAGAGAUAGCCUCAGGCCAAUUUGAUAACACGGAGAUAUACAAUAUUCCUAAAUUCACCGCUCAGUAUGACAGGCCGCAUCCAACAUUGAUCAAAGAGAAUUGGUCUGAAAUCGAGAAAUUUGGCCGCCAUAUAGACAAAGAAAUUGUGUCCAAGCUAUUGGUUCUAUUCGCCAUUAUUCUUGAGUUGCCAGAGGACUUCUUCCUGAAAACACAUCGAUACGAUGAGAAAGGUGACACACAUCUUCGAUAUAUGAAAUAUCACACAAGGACGAAGGAAGAAAACGAGAAGUUAGGAAAUGUCUGGGUGAAAGGCCAUACAGAUUUCGGGAGUUUGACACUUCUUAAAUAUGUUAAACCAUACCCGGCAAGUAUCACUGUCAAUAUCGCAGACUCACUGUCAUUCCUCACCAAUGGAUACCUGAAAAGUAGUAUCCAUCGGGUCAUCGCACCACCACCCGACCAAGCGCAUCUUGAUAGAUAUGGAGUAUUGUAUUUCGUACGGCCAGAGAACAAUUUGAUUCUCGAGCCUGUUCCUAGCCCUCUAUUGGAUCGGCUUGGACUUCUCAAGGAUGAUCCUGAAGCUGGGCCAGAAUUGACUGCAGGCGAAUGGGUAAGAGCAAGAGUGCAAAAGAAUGUAAAUAAACUUGGAAGCUCGCAGCAUGUUGGAGACGAGCAAGAGAUCAUUAAGGGUAUCAAGGCUCCAUAUUAUGAUUGA